Mytilus californianus (California mussel) is the source of this 7278-nucleotide messenger RNA. RefSeq lists its product as uncharacterized. The transcript is spliced from 20 exons. The record is from RefSeq and is a predicted model, not a curated record. Lineage: Eukaryota; Metazoa; Mollusca; Bivalvia; Mytilida; Mytilidae. The coding region runs from base 369 to 4142 and encodes 1257 amino acids. Gene Ontology annotation, molecular function: protein binding.
GUAUGUUUAUAGGGUGCAUUGGUGAUAAAAUUGUUCAAUUAGGACGGGGUAACAAUACCCAGGUUUGGAUUACCGUAUAACCUUUUUAGUAUUGUGUCUAAAUAAAUAUUUCAGUGAGAUGAUAAUGCAGUGAAGGGAUUGGUGCUGUCCCAAUUAACAGGUUCUACAGUGGACAUAUACAGACAUGAACAAGUGCUUGUUCAAAAUAUGACUAGAAGCUCAGACAAGGCACCAGGACAGUUGUGUUGGAUUGGAUACCAGAACAAAUAGAUAUAUUUUCUUAUGCAUGUAGAAGCUGACAAGGCACCAGAACGAUUAUGUUGGAUUGGAUAGCAGAGCAAAUAGGUAAUGAUUUGUACUGAAACAAGAUGAUAAAGAUAGGAUUUAUCUUUCUUUGUUUAGCACUUGUCAGAGAACUUGUUGGCUCUGUGUGGUCAUCAGAGCAGUCAUUUUAUGAUAAUUAUUCUGGUGAAGAUAUUCUAUAUGAUAAUGACAAUCAAUACAAACCACAAUUUUCACUACAUACUGAUGCAAACCUUCUGGCUGGACAGAAAUUCCAAGUAAACUGUUCAUGUCGACCCCCUGUUAACUGUUCGGGAUGCAACAUUAAUAUAAAUAGUUUAAAGAUCAAGCAUUGUACAUCUAGGUUGCGUGCCAGCUGUAAGGUUGUCAAAGAUACGGUUAAAAUAGACAAUAGGACAAUAAGUCUUGUUAGUCCUAGCGUUAGUGUGCAGGACACAGGAACAUAUUUCUGCCAGUAUAACAACUCACAAACCACUGAAGAUAACUUUUAUCUUAAAAUUGGGUAUAAACCUUUUGGUCCACAAAACAUCAGCUGUGUUUCCAAUGAUAUGAGGGACCUCAAUUGUUCCUGGACUAAAUCAAAACAAGACGAAAACAAUCCACUUCCUGUUGUCUACAAAUCCUUCUUUGAUAUCAGUCCCAUGUAUGGAAAGAUUAACUGUCCACACCCUAAGCCUACAAAGAGAGAUCAAACCAGCUGUUAUAUUGCUCCAUCAUCGAAGCCUGAGAAGUGUACAUUUCAGCCAGGAAAUAACCACACUGUAAUUAUAAAUGCAUCUAAUGUUUGUGCAUUUCAAAUGACAGAACAUAAUGUCAAUAUAAAAGAAAUUAUAAAACUUUCCCCACCAAAGGUAACACUACUUAACAUAACUGAGAGAGAAAUUGCUUUAUCAACAAAGCAAUCCAUGGCUUCUUAUAUAGAUAUAUGGAUAAAUAGCAGUAUAUUAUAUGAUGUAGUCUAUACUACGGACACAAUAACCAAUACUACACAGUUCAAUUCACCUAAUGAAAGUAAUGCUGUCAUUCUUCCUGAUCUUAUUCCAUACACAGCAUAUACUGUCACAGUGAAAGCUAAAGUUCCUCAAUCUAAGGGAGAUAAGUACUGGAGUCCUACUGUGACUGGUACCUAUACAACAAAACCAGCAGCUCCUGUUAGUGUACCGUAUAUUGGUGGCUACAUUUGGUCUAGUGGAGUCCUGUCUCUUUAUAUUAGGCCUAUUAGUAAAAGGGAAAAAUUUUCUGAGAAAGCAUUCUACACAGUUACAGUAUAUUCAACUUCUGAAGGACCAGUCUUUAGACAAUUGAAUGUGUCAUGGGACAUAGCAAUGAUAGAAGUUACCCGUCCUCAAAAGAAUUUAACAUCUUACUUGAUAGAAGUUAAGACGGUGAAUGAUAUUGGAGAGAGUAUUGAUUCCAGUAGAAUUACUACACCAUUGUAUGAUUCAGGAAGACAAACACCAGCAUAUAUUGUUGUGGAAGGAUCAGGUAAACAUUACAGUGUAUCCUGGGACACACAGAGUAGAAAUAUAAGCAGUCAAUUAGAGAAGAUUGUUGUAUACUGGUGCGUUGGUAUUCAGACAGUUUGUCAGAGUGAUUUGAAUUUGAUUAAUGUAUCUCGUGAUCUGACGAAUAUAUCAGUCACCACAGAGAGAGAAGAUAGAUGGAUAUUUGCUGUGUCCUAUCUCUACACUGAUGGAUAUAACACAGAAAUGGUUUUCUCAAAGUGUCAUUUUCCUGAUUUCACAGGAAGUCCUUUAGGCAUCUCCGACAUCAGUGCUAUACCUGAAAGUCAGACAGAACUAGUUGUUAAACCUGGCGAUUAUUGUAAUAUAAAUAAGUAUCCUAGCAGGCCAUUGGUGUAUACUGUGUACUACAAAGAGUCACGUGAGGAUACAAAGUCAUGUGAUCACACAUUCUUACAUAAAAGAGUUGAGGCUAAUAUUAAAACAGGGGGAAUAACUCUGGAAAAUUUAAAACCAUCCACCAAUUAUGCAGUGUGCUUGGGUGUGACAAGUAAUGGCGGUGAUGAAGUAAUCAGUAACCCACAGAUGGCCUUGACAUUUUCUACAGAUACACCUUUACCUGUUGGAAUAAAAGUUUUGAUAGUUGUAUUUUGUUCAAUAGUAUCCAUACUUGGAAUUCUUCUUUGUUUAUGGAAAGUCAGGAAAACGUAUAGUAAUCAUGAUACCAGCAUCAUUACACCACAGAUUAAACCAAGUCAAUACAUACCUGUACCGAGUUCUGAUAUAGAAAAUCAGAAGGAAAAAAAUGGAGGAACAUCGUCUGAUAGUGGUGUAUCAUCCGUGUCCAUUCAUAAUGAAAUAAUCCUACCGGAAGAAGAGUUGUCAAAUCAGACAGGUAUUUCUUCUCCCAAUUUACCAAUAUCUGAUUCUAACAGUUCCAACGAUAAUCCAUUCAAUGGCACAUUGGAAAAUAAACAAAACAAUGAGGAACUAACAGAAUGCAGAAGUGAGGACAAAAUUUGUGAAAGGGACAGAACAGUAAGUGACGUUACAGAUGGUUAUACAGGUACCUUUAAAUCGUCGACAACUUCAAAGUCAGGUACCAGUAAUCAUACCAGCAUAACUAAUAGUAGCCGCAUCAGCAGACCAAAGCAGAAAAGAUCAUCUGUAUUGGACCAUUUUGAAUCAAAAAUAAGGGAAGAAACUUCCAAUAGUUUAAGUAUAUGUGUACCGUUAAUGGAAAAAGAUAAUGCAGAUGAAACCAAGAACAAAAAAGAAUACCUUAAAGAUUGGUUAAGAAAAAGUAUGGAAGAUUUACAAGAUUCAAAUAAUAUUCAGUUACAAACCUUUACACCAGAGAAGGUUAAUGAUCAAGUUGAAAAUUAUGUAGAAGUUGAUGUUGAUGGAUCUUUGAAGUCAGAUAGUCUCAAUCAAAGUUCAAACCAUAGCAACAGCAACCAUAGCAACAACAUCUGUAGUAACAGUAACCAUAGCAACAACAUCUGUAGUAACAGCACUGUCAGUGAUUACACUGAUACAUCAGAUAUCAUUAAUCAAAAUGAAAAUUCUGAAGUACAAUGCUCAACUCAGAUGAAGGAAAAUCGUCCUUUGUCAAAUGUGCAAUCAGACAAUUUGAAUGCAUACUCUGAAAGUGUGAAUUUGGAAGAAAAGGACUCCAAUCAAAUUGGUGAAAAUUCUCUUUCUUCAUAUGUGCAAUCAGAUAUUUUAAGUACUUUUUCAGAAAAUAGUAAUGAAGGUUCAAAUACAAGUACUCUUGCAGUAAAGAUGGACACUUCAUCGAUCUUGAAUUCCACAUCAGAAAAAAGUAAUGAAGGUUCAUUCACAAGUAGCCCUACCAUAAACAUUGACACUUCAUCUUUCAAUUCCCCAUUAGAAAAGAGUAAGAAAGGUCCAAAUACAAAUACUCCUAUAAUAAACAAUGACACUUCAUCUUUGAAUUACGCUUUGGAAAAGAGUAAGCAAAGUUCAAAUACAAAUACUCCUAUAAUAAACCUAGACACUUCAUCUUUGAAUUACGCAUUGGAAAAGAGUAAGCAGAAGAACAUUCAGAACAAACUAAUUAAUCAAGAUAAGGUUGAAAAAUUUGCUGUCACCGAUUCCCAGUAUCUCCCACACGAUGUACAGAUAUUGACAAUAAAAGAGGCAAAAAAUUUCUCAGACAAUGGGAGAAAUGAGGAAUUAAGAUUCCUGCAAGAUGAAAAUUCUGGUGAUAUUUCAAGUGGUGUUUCUGAUUAUUUAAAGGCCGGACAAUGUGACACAAACUCAGGUUCAGAGGUCGGAGAAUGUGACACAAGCUCAGGUUCAGAACAGAUCAGUAGUUACACAUUUCUUAAUUCUGUUGGAGAAAAUUCGUAAUAUUUUGUUUUUGUCAUUUGUACUUUUCUAUAUAAAAUAUAUGAAAGGGAGAUAAAACAUGUUUGUUAUGAUGAUUACUCCCUUAUUUAAAUUUUUUUUUAAUCCCAAAUAGAUGAAGUAUUUGCUAAAUGGUGCUCCUAAGAUGUCUUGUUUUUGUUAUAUUGUGUUGUUGGUUUGCUAUUGCAUUGACAUAUUCCAAUUAUGUAUUUUCAUUUUCAUUUUCAUCUUAAUCACUUAUAUUUUUCUCCUCAGUACUUAUUAGAGAAUUUUGAGAAUUUUAUGUUGAUGCAAUAAUAGCAAGUUCUGCGCAAAAUGUAGAAUAGUAGAACAAUUAGAAACUAAUACUCAACUAAUUUCGAAUGCUAGUGCCUUGGUAUGCAACUGUCGUUGGAAAUAUAAAUGUACAGACUUUCUUCAUCUUAUAAAAUACAUUAGUAGAAAACUCUGCUUAACUCUGUACAUAAGAUGGAAUAAGCUAUUAUUAACAUUACCAAAAAGGGUUACUAACGAUCACUCAGUCAAAGAAGUGAACUAAUAAAAUCUUUAGAAACUAAAUAUUGUUAUAAACUUUUAGUGGUUGUUGAAUACACCAUUUACUCUGAAACCAGAGGUGUGCCUUUGAAAGGCAGGAUUUUCAUCAAAACAAGACAAGACAGGAUGGCAGAUCUUCAUUAGUUUCUAUUCAAUUACCUCACAACUUUAAUAAACUCAGGACAAUUAAUGGCUUGAUAUAGUGUCUGAAAACCAGUCUUUUGUUGCCCUUUGCAGGUCUUUUUUCAUUCUUUGUUUUUAGGUAACAGUCUGGUUUAGGUAUACUCCAAAUUUUUUUUUAUUCAUAAGAUUGUAGAUGGUACUCAGUUUUGCUUUGGGAUAUACUUAAGCUCUUUAUGUACUAGUCAGACAGUUCUUAAGAUUGUAGAUGGUACUCAGAUUUACUUAAGCUCUUUAUGUACUAGUCAGACAGUUCUUAAGAUUGUAGAUGGUACUCAGAUUUACUUAAGCUCUUUAUGUACUAGUCAGACAGUUCUUAAGAUUGUAGAUGGUACUCAGAUUUACUUAAGCUCUUUAUGUACUAGUCAGACAGUUCUUAAGAUUGUAGAUGGUACUCAGAUUUACUUAAGCUCUUUAUGUACUAGUCAGACAGUUCUUAAGAUUGUAGAUGGUACUCAGAUUUACUUAAGCUCUUUAUGUACUAGUCAGACAGUUCUUAAGAUUGUAGAUGGUACUCAGAUUUACUUAAGCUCUUUAUGUACUAGUCAGACAGUUCUUAAGAUUGUAGAUGGUACUGAGUUUUACUUAAGCUCUUUAUGUACUAGUCAGACAGUUCUUAAGAUUGUAGAUGGUACUCAGAUUUACUUAAGCUCUUUAUGUACUAGUCAGACAGUUCUUAAGAUUGUAGAUGGUACUCAGAUUUACUUAAGCUCUUUAUGUACUAGUCAGACAGUUCUCAAGAUUGUAGAUGGUACUCAGUUUUACUUAAGCUCUUUAUGUACUAGUCAGACAGUUCUUAAGAUUGUAGAUGGUACUGAGUUUUGCUUUGGGAUUUACUUAAGCUCUUUAUGUACUAGUCAGAAAGUAAUUAAGAAUACACCUUAGAAUCUUCUCACCAUUUUUAGAAGUCACUUUUUAUUAAAUAUUUUAACAUUUUGUUAUCCAUUCUUUUAAAAAAUAUUUUUGUACCAAAAUAGAUUUGUAUAAGCUCCUUAUGUAUUCUUAUAGGUUGUCCAUAGUUUUUCUUUCAGGAAAGCUCAAAGGGAUAUUUGGUCAGUUGGGGUGUUUAAGAAACUUGAUAAUACCAUAACAAUAUAAUGGCAUUUUACCCUUAAGCUAUACUGCCAUGGAAUAUCUUUAUGAUAUAACGAUAACAAUAUAAUGGCAUUGUACCCAUAAGUUAUACCACUGCCAUAUGAAAUAUUUUCAUGAUGAUCAAAUCAUAAAUUUACAUUGAGUGGUAUUUCUUUACCACUGUAAUGGUAUGGUUUAAGUUAACUGUCUUUCAUAUAGUGUUUUAUUUGUGUAUGGAAGAUAAUAUUAAACUAUUAAAAUAGUAUAAUAUACAUUGUACAUUAUAAUGUUAAAUAAAUAUGUUCAGUCCCAAAGUAAACCUAAGACAUUCUUAAUUAUGCUUUUGAAGUAAAAUAAGUACAUGCUGAAUCUUAAUCAAAUUUAACACAAAACUUGAUUUUGUUUUUUUUUCUCAUACAUCAUAUGGAUUGAUGUGGUGUAUCUAUCAGUUAGGAAUCAACCCAAGAAAGAAACAAACCCCUAAGACAUCUAUGUGUGUUGUUCAGUGCUCUCUUAUACAUGUGUUGUUGUUUUUUUUGUCUUUUUUUGUUUAUUGUCCAUUUAUUUACAAAUUUUCAGGUCAACACAGCUUUGUUUCCACUACUUAAUUGUUUUGACUGUUUUAUAUCUUUUCUAUAAAGCAUGGAUUCCUUUUUAGUGAUAUGCUUGCAGCAAACAUGACUUUUUCUCAUUAGAUUUUCAUAUGUUUCAAUAAUACUGUUCAUCAGUUCUAUGAUAUUGCUGUCAAAAGGCUUUAUGAACCAAAUAUACAAUACAUCACUUGGAGCACAAUAUUCAAGCUUAAAGCAAAUACAUUCAAAUAUGCAUAUUAUAGUUUACACAAUCAUCAAUAGAUCAAUUUUUAUACUGUAUAACCACUUACCUCCACAUAUGACCAGAAGUCCAUUACUGGGACAAGUAUGCAACAUUAUAUGUCAGGAAGGAGAUCACAGUGCAGUGUUCAUUUGAACUAUACAAACCGUGCGAGACCCUCAAGGGAAGUCAAGCUCGUUAAACACACCAGUAGUAGUUGUUAUCUGUAGGAUAUCUUUGAUAUAACUUGUUGGAAAAUUUUACAAUUAUUUGUCUAAAAUUGAAUGAUUUUAGUUUUUAUCCUUGAUUUCAUAUAUAAAAUUGUUAUAGCAAUACAGAGAUUAUUCUGAAAUACAACUUAAGCUCUACCUUUUAAAACUGUUGAAACUUUUAACAGUGCGAUCUUCAUAUCAUAAGGAGAGCUUGAACACUUCUCCCAGUAAUGAACUUCUGAUGUAACUCCAUGCAUUGUCAGUUGUAAAAAUUGCAAAUAACUAAAGCAUUAUACUUUUAUUCAAUAAAUAUUUUUCUAUAAAAA